GUUCACGUCCCGCCGGCUCCUUUUCCUGCUGUUUCGGCACCUGUUCCUGGAUCUCGUCUCCAUCUGCCGCCGGUUCCGCCUGUUGCGGGGAUGGAGUUUGUGGCCGCGGGUGGUGGCGCGGCGGCGGCUCAGUAUGCUCUCCAAGUUGCUGCCGAUGAGCCGCUUCAGUUCCUGGCUGAGGCACUCCAGCCUCCGCAGACCCAUGUUCCCGAGGCGACACUCGGCCAGCUCCACCGCCUCGCGGACAGUCUCCACGCGUUGCUGCUGAUUCAGGUGCUUUCUCAUUCGUCCUUCGCCGUGAUUCCUCCUGAGACUUUCCGUGGCCGCCAUCGUGAAACUUGCCUGGACGCGGCAGACCAGCUCGCAGCGCUGCUGGCGCACGUGCUGGCUGCGCUCGCGGAGGGUGGCGCUGCUGCUGCGGGACAGCUUGACGAAGCUGUCCGGGGCUUGAGGCGGCACUUGCGCGCAGGAUCUGGAGCUGUGGCAAUCGGCGCAAGCACGCUUGUGGUCCGGGAGCUGUGGCGCUUCCUGACGGGCGUUCUUCACGCCCUUGGAGCUCACCGCAUGUAG
Closterium sp. Naga37s-1 is the source of this 570-nucleotide messenger RNA. Lineage: Eukaryota; Viridiplantae; Streptophyta; Zygnematophyceae; Desmidiales; Closteriaceae. The record is from the annotation of a GenBank genome assembly.